Molecule: messenger RNA, 2462 nt
Organism: Papilio machaon (common yellow swallowtail)
Lineage: Eukaryota; Metazoa; Arthropoda; Insecta; Lepidoptera; Papilionidae
Gene: CaMKII
Product: calcium/calmodulin-dependent protein kinase type II alpha chain
Exons: 2
Coding region: 192-1724 (510 amino acids)
Biological process (GO): protein phosphorylation
Cellular component (GO): cytoplasm; neuron projection
Molecular function (GO): calmodulin binding; ATP binding; calcium/calmodulin-dependent protein kinase activity
Source: RefSeq, a predicted model, not a curated record
UUGACCCCGAAGCUCGUGUCCGGAGCAGAAGGAGAGUGUGGUGUAGGGCUAGGCCCUUAGUUUUUGAUCUUCGUCUGUUAAUGUAGUGUAAAAUGGGCACAUAAGAGAGUGUUACAAAAAUACUUUCGAGCUCAAAGUAAAAGCGCCGUAACUUAAAAUUGUUGAAAAGUGAAAUAUUUGCAUAGAGAAAAAUGGCUAAUCCGAAUCGCGAAAGUGUUAGCACCCGUUUCUCGGACAAUUACGACCUUAAAGAGGAACUAGGAAAAGGAGCCUUUUCAAUAGUGAGACGUGCCGUUCAAAAAUCGACUGGCUAUGAAUUUGCAGCGAAGAUUAUCAAUACUAAAAAACUUUCAGCUAGAGAUUUUCAAAAACUGGAACGAGAGGCUAGAAUUUGUCGAAAAUUGCAGCAUCCUAAUAUUGUAAGACUUCAUGACUCCAUCCAAGAGGAGCAUUUUCACUAUCUCGUUUUUGAUUUAGUAACUGGUGGAGAAUUAUUUGAAGAUAUCGUAGCGCGAGAGUUUUAUUCUGAAGCUGAUGCUUCUCAUUGCAUUCAGCAGAUUUUGGAGUCAGUGCAUCACUGCCACCACAACGGAGUGGUCCACAGGGAUUUGAAGCCCGAAAAUUUAUUGCUUGCAAGCAAAGCUAAAGGUGCAGCUGUAAAACUUGCUGAUUUCGGUUUAGCAAUUGAAGUACAAGGUGAUCAACAAGCAUGGUUUGGUUUUGCCGGAACUCCUGGUUAUUUAUCACCAGAAGUGCUAAAGAAAGAACCUUACGGCAAACCUGUAGAUAUCUGGGCUUGUGGUGUUAUUCUGUAUAUUUUGCUUGUUGGCUAUCCCCCAUUUUGGGAUGAGGAUCAACACCGAUUAUAUGGGCAGAUUAAAGCGGGAGCUUAUGAUUAUCCCUCCCCCGAAUGGGACACCGUAACACCUGAGGCGAAAAGCCUUAUUAAUCAAAUGUUAACUGUAAACCCAAGUAAGAGAAUCACAGCUUCUGAAGCUCUUAAGCAUCCGUGGAUCUGCCACCGCGAGCGCGUUGCUUCAGUUAUGCACAGGCAAGAAACCGUGGACUGCUUGAAGAAGUUCAAUGCUCGCCGCAAAUUGAAAGGAGCGAUUUUAACCACCAUGCUUGCGACACGCAACUUCUCUGGAAAAUCAAUGGUAAACAAGAAGGGAGAUGGAUCUCAAGUCAAAGAAUCGACUGACAGUAGUACUACUUUGGAAGAUGAGGAUUUGGACAAAGAUAAGAAGGGAGUAGACAGAGCGUGUACAGUCAUUUCAAAGGACCACGAGGAAGAAGCGCUUACAAAAGCUGAUUCAUUUGGAAAAGCCCGUGGUGACAGUAACGCUUCUCUUCGCCGUGCCGAAGUGAUAAAGGUUACCGAGGUCCUUAUAGAUGCCGUAAACAACGGUGACUACGAUACGUAUUCUAAACUUUGUGAUCCUAAUGUGACUGCAUUUGACCCUGAUGCACUGGGCAAUUUGGUGGAGGGUGUAGAAUUCCAUAAAUUCUUUAUCGACAAUACUCCAACACACGUUAAGACCAACACUACAAUCCUAAACCCUAGGGUGCACCUGCUCGGUGAUGACGUAGCGGUGAUUGCGUACGUGUGUUUAACUCAAAGUGUCGACGCAGAAGGACGUCGUGAAACUCACCAAUCGCAGGAAACUCGCAUAUGGCACAAACGCCACAACAAGUGGAUAGCUGUGCACUUCCAUCGCUCCUAACUAGUCUCGACCCAUGUCAAGUUGCCACAAAUUAAAAGUUCUACAAAGCAACCGCUGUGUAAUAGUGUGGCUAUCAAAACGAUUAUCACCUUUCAUGGUGAUGAAUGAGUGCUCACAUCACUCCUAUGGCAACAGUACAAGAUUAUAUUUGAAACUUAAUAUCCAAUUUCGCUAUGAAAAUUACACGAAUUUUAUUAGAAUUCUUUUGUAAUCUCAAGGAAUUAAGUUAAUAUUUAGAUAAAUAUUUAUGUCAAUGUAAACAAUUCAAAAGCUAUUUCUAAUAAAGUAAUAGUUAUCGAACUAUAAAGGCAGUAAUGUGGCUAAAAUGUGAUACCGUUGAAUUGUUCAGUGCUUGAUGCUAGUUGAUAACUCGUAGAAUGUAAAAUAAAUCUGAUCUCCGCCACAAUCGAAUAUUAUCAUCGAAAAUCUCAUAAUAAUUGACAUCAAAGAAAUCUCAGGAAAUAAACAGAUCUGAUAAAAGUGAAUCUAUGUCAUAGGUGAAUAUGUGAAAUGCAGAAAUUUUAAACAUUUCGAGUUUUUAGCACAUUUCUCAAUAAGUCUCUCUACAUUUUUAACUAUGAAUGUUUUGUCGUGCUUAAAAAGGUGUUCUAUUUGUUAUUGAAUACCUAGAUAAUAAGACUUAAGAAUUAUUGCUGCAGUUAUUGGCACUACAUGUUGCAAUGCUAAGACAAAUUUAGUAGUGUACUAAAAUAUUAUAAACCUAUAGAAUAUAUUGUA